Meloidogyne enterolobii is the source of this 382-nucleotide messenger RNA. NCBI's taxonomy places the organism in Eukaryota, Metazoa, Nematoda, Chromadorea, Rhabditida, Meloidogynidae. The record is from the annotation of a GenBank genome assembly.
UUGAUUAGCAAUGUCUUUUUUAUUCUUCGAUAUAAAAUAUUUUUUUAUUAGGAGGAAGGUUGUGCAGCCAAAAUGAGAAUUUUUUAUCAAGACAAUUGGCAGGUUGAAUUUACACACACAGACGAGCAUGUUCACAUGCACAUAGAAGGCGCAGAGGAGGGAUGUGCUGCACGUUUAAAAAUUAUUUUUUGGGAGGACUGGCGAGUUUUCGUGUACCAAUCUGGCCCCCAUGUACACAUUUUUGAGGACGGCGAAGUUUUUGAAGCGUUGUUUUGAGGUAUUAAUUUUAAGUAUAUAGCAUACGAACCACAAAGGAAUGUGAACAAAAUAUAUAUAAGAAAGGGGUCGAGACGAGUUGAGUCGAGAUUAACAAAAUUUUGAG